Molecule: messenger RNA, 240 nt
Organism: Iphiclides podalirius (scarce swallowtail)
Lineage: Eukaryota; Metazoa; Arthropoda; Insecta; Lepidoptera; Papilionidae
Source: the annotation of a GenBank genome assembly
AUGCGCCCUAAUGGCUCCCGCAGCCUUGGGGGUCCCCCGCUCGGCGCCCGCCGAGUUUCGCGCCUAACGAACGCGAAAGGGUCCACGCCGCUGCGCCAACCAAACACCGUCAAAACAAACGGCCCGAAGUGGGCGACCGCCCGGAGAUUCGCACUUCAGCCCCCUUUCGAGGAAAUGGAGCAUUCGAUACGCGCAGUUGUUAAUGUCGUUCCAGCGAUACACGGUGACGUCGACAGCAAA